Saccharomyces eubayanus is the source of this 1641-nucleotide messenger RNA. RefSeq names its product RNA-processing protein REF2 (gene REF2). Lineage: Eukaryota; Fungi; Ascomycota; Saccharomycetes; Saccharomycetales; Saccharomycetaceae. The coding region runs from base 1 to 1641 and encodes 546 amino acids. The transcript has a single exon. The record is from RefSeq and is a predicted model, not a curated record.
AUGUCAGCACCUGUUCCUCAAUUAGUAAAUAUUUCUCAUGCCUUGCAAGCUUCCACUAUCCAGCAAAUUCGUUUGGAUAUGGUAGAUUUUAAUAAAGAUUGCAAACUAUCUUCAGUUCAAUUGGCAAGAAUUGACAAAUAUACCGACUCCUUGCAAGCAGCUUUAAAUCAAUUCACCAGAGACAACUUGCACAUCGAACGGAAAGAUGAGGAUGUGACUGCUGCAGAUGUUCAAUUAUAUUCCGGCUUAAAAUCAAUGUAUUUAGACUAUUUGAACCAAUUAAUAAAACUAAAACAAGACAAACAACACCACUCCGCACCCCCCAUUGCCAAUGAUGUCUCGCUAGACUUCUUCGUUAACCAACUACCCAAAUUUCCUAUCGAGGAAAGAAAAAACUACAUCGAUAACUUAAUCCUGAAUAAAAAUUGUCAUAAUCAAUUAUCUAAAAUGGAUGGGUUGGUGGAUGCUGUUAUUAACCUAUGUGUCUUGGAUAAUUCCGUUAGUGAAAACGUACGAUCUUAUAUGAAACUAUUGGAUACACUGGGUUUCCAAAAGGGUCCAAACAGCACUAAUGCAAAGGCAAAGCUAAAAAAGAAACUAACCAGUUCCAAAGCAAAAGUAAAAGAUUCAGAAAAGGAAAAGGAAAAGGAAAUGGACAAGGACAAGGAUAAGGACAAGGAUAAGUUGAAAGCUAAAGUAAGAACAAAACUAAAACCUUCUCCCCUAUUUAAUAAUGACGGUAAUACUUCAUAUUCAUCAUCGCUACCUUCUGCAUCUGGGUCUUCGGCAAAGAAACUGAAGUCAGGCUUAUUCAAUAAAAGUGAAGCCAAAUCUUCGACGGACGCUGUAACCGCUUCUUCUUCUAAGAAAAAACUAUCAUUUUCUAAAUAUCUGAAUAAAGAUGACACAGAUACCACUAAAUCUGGGACCAAACGGUCACUAGAGUUAGAUUUCAAAGUUAAUCCCGAAGUGCCAACAACAUCUACCAAUAUUGCAUCAUCGCCGUCAUCUUCAUCGUCAUUAACCACAACGGGAGGAUAUCCUGUUUCUUCUGAAGAACCCUUGAAGAAGAAAAUAAAACAGUCAGUACAAGACCCCAAUAUAAGGUCAAUUCUGAGAAAUGGUAAAUCAAAGAAAACACGUGUAAGUAGUAUUAAAUUUUUGGAUGACCCUCGACUAAUAAAAGUUUAUGGUGAUGAUCUACCGAAUCACGGGCUACAAGUUUCGCCAGUACAACUGAAAAAAAUCCUAAAGCCAUUCAAAGAAGGCGAACCAAAGGAAGUUAUACUGUUUGAAGAUAUGUCAAUCAAGCUACAGCCUUUAGAGUUGAAGUUUUUGAAAAGCACAGAUAAUGAAGACUACAUGGAUAUAUCCGAAACUAAAGGUGGACCAAUUCACUGUGAAACCAGAACUCCAUUGAUCUAUAGAAACAACUUCAACCAAUUCAGUUCAGAUUUAAAUAAGAGACCGCCAAGAGAGCCAAUAGAUUUUGAUUUGAAUGGAAACACAAAUUCAAACCCGAUCAUUGCAAAGGCAUUUGGUAAAAAUAGUCUAUUAUUAAGGAAGGACAGAGGCGGUUUACCAUACAAGCAUGUCCCCAUUGUAAAAAGAAAUAAGUACCCUCCAAGACCUGUACGCUAA